UUUGUAAUUGCAGACGGGGCUUCUCCAAGAGAAUAUGACAUCACUUUCCCGGAACGCGUUAAUGGCAGACUGGAAAAAAGGGAUUUAUCAACAUCUGAAAAGGUUUUUGAAGAUAAAUCCUUUAACAGUCAUUUGAACGUUAUUUUAAUAAUACUCUUUUAAUUCUCUGCGAGAAGGGUGGAAAUCAAACGCGUUCAGAUCUGAUGAUACCUAGUUUAACGAAUGAAAGAAUAGAAAAACUGCUCCUGCCAAACAUUUAAGAUACAUGGAAACGAUAUUGUUCAAAAAAUUUUCUGCCAAUUACAUGGCCAAGCAAAAUUCAGGAACUCGGGAUUUCUAGUUCUGUUUGAUCGGAGUUUAUUUCACAACAUUUUGUUUAUAAUUGAUGCGAACAAAAACAAUUGACCAAUCAGAGAGUUCAUAAAAUUCUGGCCGAGCGGAACUACCUAUUGCUUUUAAGUCCUUCGUGCGUUCUUCGUAAAUUAGGAACUCAGUUAUUUACUACGGAAGCACUCUUCGUAUUUAUGUACUAUCCUCGACGACCAAGAUGAUCAACUGUUAACUCACUUGUGGGGUGGACACCGGAUGACGAUGCUACGUUAUUUUAGGGAGGUCACGUGGAUGAUGCCUCUUACCGGUUGACUGCCUUUGACAAGGACUGGACCCUAGAUGUGAAGAGAAAUAAGUAUGUUCCAUUUCAUCAUAUAACUGCUGCUAAAGCCUGAUAAUGAUUUAGGUGUCUCUGUUUCAUCCAGUGCUUUUCUACAGUUCUCUAAGCUCACAAAAGCCCAGGGCCGGUUUGUUCAAAGCUUGGUUAAGAUAACCCAGGGUUAGUGUGAAAUCUGGUUUGAGAUCUGAAAGUUGUAAGAGAAAAUUCGGUCUUAUCUCUCUUUGUCCAAAAUUUGAUUCUUGGAUGCUCCAAAAAGAAGAGAGAAAUUUAUCCCAAAAAGACAUAUGAAAAAAGAAAUAGUUAGCGGGUUAGCGCUCAUCGACCUUCAAACAACUGGGCGUUGAAUAAGAAAUUUGAUUAUUUUCUGUAAAUUACAAGUAUGGUCACAAAUGCGCACAAAAACAAAUUUUACACCCAAACCCAAAAGAAAAAGCCAAGGUCUUCUCAACUUCUCUUUGUUUCAACGUCCAGCAUAUUGUGAGACAGAGACAAUUUCCGAAAAAUCAAACUCUACUGCAGUUUUAUUAGGUUACACUUUUGGCAAACAAAUAUUAAUGAUUCAAAAGAAGCAAAAUUAAAGAAGUUUAAGUAAACAUACAAAAAGUUUAUUUAUCUCUGUGACAAAAUGCCAGAUAACUUUAAAAAAAUCUAAACGUCUUUAAUUUCUCAAAAAAGCGAAACUCUAUUCAAUGUCUUCAAAUGUUCAAAAUAUUUGUCUCAGUAUCUAUCUUUCCUUCCAAAUAGUUAUUAUUACAAUUAUUAUUUUUUUUAAGUAUGGUUCUGUAUUCUCUCAAAUGUCACAUUAAAGUAUGUGAACUCAACUAGAGGCUGACUCCAAAUCUUGCCGGUUAUUCAGCUUCCAGGCUCUUCAUUUGCACAAUUUCUUGGACUGUUUGUUUCAAGUAUCUUUUAAUAUGGUAAAUCUGUAAUGUCUUAUUAUUAUGUUAUUGUUAUUGUCAUAAUGAUCGUUAAUUUAUCAGUUUGUUUAUGAAAAAGGAUUUCCCUAUUACUUUUUUUUGCUUUAAUUAUCCCACAGAGAACUUAUUUCUCCAUCAUUUGCCGUUCGCACGUUUGCUAGCGAUGGUUCAGAAGUGAUUCAAGAGGUGAUUUGCUGAGAAAUUGUUUUAAAAGUCUUAAUAUCAUCUGUCAUCACAAACAUGCCACUAGCAUCUCUUUUGCAUUGCCAUGUAAAGAAAGAUUACUUUAGCAAUUCUAACUAAUCAAACUGGCAUCCCUACGAGGUGCAAGAGGGUUUCAAGUUUAAACAGUUUGCAACUAUCUUUCCAAAAAGAUCGUCACGCUGUUCUUUCAAGAAUAGAGAGCUGUUUAUCACAAGAGAACUGCAAACGCAAUCUAUCAUGGACACAAGGACUUAUUUUUUCCGUCCACGUUUAAGUUGUUAGGUACUACGCUCAUUGAUAUUUUUUCCCUCAGUGUCUAUUUUCUUCUUUUUCUGAUCUUUUUCAGGGGGGUUCUGAUCAUUGCCACUAUCAAGGGUCCAUCCGGGGCUCGAAAGAUUCCACCGUUGUACUAAAUACUUGCUCAGGACUGAGGUAUUUUUACUAUUUAUAGAUAUUUGUUUUAAGGUUCGAGAAGAUGUCAUCAAUUACUUUAAUUAAAGUUACAUUCAUGAAUGAAAAUCUGGGAGCGAUGCCUUGAAAAACUAGCUUAGGUUGCUGUGUGAGUCACUCAAGAGUAAAGACAAACCAGUAAAACAAUGGGAAAGUACGAUCGCCCAUAGGAGGGUGGUCUUUCAAGGACUGUUGUCAAUGACAGUUUAUCCCAACAGAUUCAAUCGCUUAUGAUGAUGGCUUACGUAUAGGUUGUCAAAGUGCACGAGAAAAGUCUCAAGAAGUUCUUGUAUUGAAAGAACACGCAAGUAGCUGAUCAUGAAGGACGAAGGAAAAUAAUUUUUUUCCGUAAGAAAGUACAAAUUAUUUUCCUUGUGAGACAUAAAGAAGUUACGAGUAUAACUACAAACCGAAAAUAGCCGUUUCGAGGUUUUGAUCAAAGGCUUGCACUUCUUUGGUUUAGAGAGUUGGAUAAAGUAGCGGAUGUUUCACAAACAUUUUCCUAAGUAGGGCCGGAGAGAAAAUAAGAUUUUUUAAUCCUCGGAUUAUAUUUAAACUGCGGACAGAACUAUUAUGUUAAGCCCUCACCCGCACAAUCCAACCACACGAUUUUUACUCAUAUCGGUCAUAUUCAGACCACUAACUCAAAGUAAAAUCAGAGUAAAGGAACAAAUUUACACGCGUGGAUAUUCUCGGCUAGCUUCGAAUUACCAUGAGUCAUACCCAGGUAUAAUAGUAGAUGAAGAAAACAUCUUAUAAUUUCUUUCGACAGAGGGCUCAUAGAUGAUGGUGAAGAUACAUUUUAUAUAACACCCGAGUCGGGAAAAAGAGUAAGUCUUGUUAUUGAAAUUAAGAUUUUAAUCUAAUGAAACUUAAAAAAAGUGAAUUUUACAAUUGAUUUUUAUUUGUGAUUUAAAGAUAGAGGAAAAAACUUCGAUUAGUAAUUCUAUUCAUGAUCGAACUUCUUCUUAGGAAACUGGGGCCCACAAAGUGGUCCGGGCGAGGCAAGACGAAGCCACUCGAAUUCGUAAUAACUGCGGUAGGGUUAUACACAGAAUGAGAAAUGUUGUAAAAAAAAAGGUUGAGCUCAUCCCAAAGCAUUCAUAUUCUAAUAACGUUGAUUGAUAUUUAAAUCAGUUCUGAGGAGCAUCAAUGUCAGUUUCCUGCGGCCAUAGGUAAAAGAUUUCUCUGAUUUGAACAGCACUCUCACGUGUUGCUACAUGCCCUCGGGCACUGUACGUAAAGUUGAUGACAUAUGUUAUAAGAGUCAAAUGCGCCUUCAACCAAGAUUUUGCGCAGUCCUAACUGUAAAGACACAAGCACAUUCUGACAUAAAGGGGAAAAUUUGUAAAUUUUGCUCGUUCUUCUUUUAUUUGUAAUGAAAGAGUCUCAAGAGCUGUAGUCAUUUCAGCAAGGCUUGUUCCUAACAUGAAUUUUUGGUCGUAUUUUCUUUACCUCAGGAAACAAAGCGACUCACGCAGAUUCCCAUUAUUCAGAUGGAAAUCAAAGGCCAUUCUCUAAGGUAAAAUGCUGAUUAUGAUUUUCCUAUUAUUAAGUUUUAGAUUUCUAUAGAAAUCAAAGAAUCAAUGGAUGAAAUGCAUGAAAAAUUACAAUUAGAUUAGGUGUUUUCUGCGUUUUCAUCUCACUAAUAGGUAAGAAGAAGCGUUUUGGGUGACAUUGAUGAAUUCUACAAACCAUUUCUGACAACAAGCGAGACACGAUACACUGAAGUGCUUAUGGUUGUUGAUUUUGGAAUGGUAAGUAGACUCCAGCUGCUAUAAAUUUUCUAGCAUUUACUACUUGAGACAAUUAGGUGUUAGUUCAUACUGUUUCCUUUAUAUUUCCUAUGGUCCUACAAAAGAUAAAAUGUCAAGAAGUUUUUAAAAGAACGAUAAUUUCCUUUGUUCUCACGACCUUGAAGAUUAAUCCGGGGAGUAAAAAGGGCAGAGAGAAAAUAGCUGUUGGUUUCUCUUAGGAGUAAAAGCCUAAACACGAUGAAACUAUCAAACAGCCAAGUGUAUUUCAUCUCGUUGCCUUGUUUUUUUCAUAUUGUUAUGGCUGUAAACACUCCUUUGGCAUACGAAAGUGGGAGUGUCACCAUAACAUUCCUAAUGAAUUAAAAAUAUCAGAACCUUUUCAGAAAAUUGUUUAAUAAUGAAUAAUGAUACUUUAAUGAGAAGUAUUCUCGGAGUUUCACGGUUAAAACCUGGUUUAAAUGUUUAAUUCUUCUACAUCAGAUUCAGAAUUUACUGAGGGCUUUUCGAUUUUUAUUUUUCAGUACCAGAAAUACAAUAAUGACACCAAUGUCAUUAAAGAUCGCGUUGUAACACUAGCAAAUGCUGUUGAUGCCGUGAGUAUACAGUUUUAGAAGCAGAGAUUCUAAUAUAGACAUAGUCUUUUAAUGAUAGAAUGAAGGGAGGGGAGGGCAGUGAAGAGGGGGAGGGGUGAGGAACCGAAAAAGGUGGAAGCUUCUUUUUUAGCAGUUACCACACGUCUGAAAGUAUGUAAGUAAAAAAUCAUAAAUCAAGGGCUUUCCAGUAGAUCGAGAAAGUGGCUUCCCAUUUAGUUAUGGUACAGGUCUGCUAUUUCUUUUCAAAGUGACUCACUCUUCGAAGAUCACGAUGUUAGAUUCACUGUUGCUCUAAGAUAGUUCAAACCAUAAUAUUUUACUUACACUGAGUCAAUAUUCAUUUUCUGAGAUAUAAAGCCCUUUCCCUCGUCCCUAGGGGAGAGCAACAUCAAUCGAAUCAGUUUAGCGGAGUGUCUAGCAUUUCCUGAUUAAUUUUCCUCAUUCAGAUUUAUCAGCAGAUAAAUAUCAGGAUCGUGGUAAAGGGGCUGGAAAUUUGGACGAACGGCGAAGCUUUUGAACGUUCAAAGAAAGGAGGAGACGACCUUGGUCGCUUUAACACAUAUCGAAAAGAAAUAUUGGCAAAAACAAUUCCUCAUGACAACGCACAAUUAUUGAGGUAAGAAACUCUCAGUUCCUGUUAAGUCAAAGAUUCCAAACGACGUAAGGCUUAAAAAGUCGUUAUUGAGAGAUUUUCUUGUGAAUUAAAAACUACAUUGAUCAAGAGGUUCGUUUCAAAGACAAUGAUUGCUUGUAUUAAUUGAUUUUAUUGACUUAAAUGUGAUCAUGUAUAAACUUGUCGUCAACCAUGGCCACUUCCUCGACCUACCCCGGCUUCUUCUCUCAUAAAGAUCUGGAGUACCUCCAUUUAUGUAUAGAUGACAAAACAUUUUCUAAUUGAUGAAAAAAGUAGACUUGCGAAAAAAAUUCCAAAAUGAUUUAGUCUAAUCAAAUGAUUAAGGCAUGGAUUUGACAAAUAUCCAGCAUGCUGAUUUUGAUAUCUGUCCUGAGAUUUCUUAAAAUCUCCUGACGUGUUUUAAAAAAAAGGAAAACUGAAGCACUGUAUAGAUGACAAAACAUUUUAUAACUGAUGAAAAAAGUAGACUUACGAAAAAAAUCCCAAAAUGAUUUCGUCUAAUCAAAUGAUUAAGGCAUGGAUUUGACAAAUAUCCAGCAUGCUGAUUUUGAUAUCUGUCCUGAGAUUUCUUAAAAUCUCCUGACAUGUUUUAAAAAAAGGAAAACUGAAGCACGCAGCGUUUAAAAAAAAAUUACUGUAAUGGCAGCCGAGUAUAAUCUUGUUUAUAUAAAGCAAAUAAAAUUUACACAGCCCGAGGCUAACUAUUAAACCACAUUACUUAAUACGGUUGCCAUGAUUAUAAUAAGUUAGUAAACCAAAGACAAUUUCUUGGAUGCAAAAAGGAUGAAUUUUUUUUUAAGUAACUUAAAAAACUGAGCCGCUACCUUUAAAGGCCUAAAACGCUUAAGCUACAAAGGGUUAACGAGUCUAAUUCAAUACAGUAGGAAACAAAAUUAUAUGGUCUUUCAGGCCACAAAAAAACUCGCAUUAUUUUUACGUAGCUUAUAAAAAUUUGUCGUUAUUCAGUAGAGGAGCUGCUUCGAGUUGCCCUCUUCUUUUUGGUUUCAGCGACUGGAGUUGGUCUGACUGUUCUGGCAUGGCAUUCGUAAUGGCGAUGUGUGGCUCUGUAUCAAGUGGUAUUAAUAACGUAAGCUAGAAAAAAAAAAUUAGAAAUUGUCACACUGUCAAUAAAUAUGAAUGAAACUCAUAAGGAAGACUACCCUUUCAACCUGAAUAGCAAAUACCUCAACAAAAACGGCAUUACAUGUUUGCUUAUUCGGGUUUUGUGAUAGAAACAAAGUUAGUGGAAUCGGUUUGCACUUAUGGCAUAAAUUAAAAUUUUACAUACUGCGCGUAAGCAUUAUAGCACACGUAAAAACCCUCUAUAAAACAAUAAAAACGAACAAAGGAAGAAAAAACCAAUAUUUUUAAGUAGAAUCAUUUUAAAGAGGCCAAAUAGUUUUGUUAGCUGCUGUUUAUCUUAUACUGACACCAGUUGUUCAACUUUACUAUUCUAGUGGGACUAUGGAAAUAUCAUUGGCCCUUACGCGCUUGUUGCUCAUGAAAUGGGUCACAACUUUGGAUUUAACCAUGACACAGGUAGAAAUAGACCCUAUGUGACUGAGUUCCGUUGUCGAUCUCAGGAAACACGAGAUCGCACUCCACGAUUACACUAAGAGUUCUCUGUAUUAUUCACAGGAAAAAAACUUGAAUUUACUUAAUCCUUUAUUUGUUGUUGUCUUUAUCCAUUCAUUUAUUUGAUUAAUAAUCUAUUUUUACACAAAUUCCAUAUUUUCGCAAAUUUACAAAUUACUAGUGUUAUUUGACCUGUAGAGAAUAAAGAACAUUGUUAGUAUAAUUAUUAUACCCUAUUGAGAAAAACGCAUUUACCAGGUCAAACACAUCCCUUUUUAUUUGGGUUUUCUAUUAUUUGCUUAUUGUAACGUAUUAUCUGAUAAAAUCCGUAGUUCAAACCCAUAAAUGAAUUUACAACUAAGUGGUUAUUCACAAGAUUGUCUGCACUUUUCGAUAAGUUAUCGAAAAUAAUUUGUUCUUUUCGCAGAAAGCUGUAAGUGUUUGACCCCAAGAGGUUGCGUCAUGGGCCGUCACAAGUAUGUUGUAUUUGUGUAAUAUUUGUAAUACAACUUUGCACUCGUGGUAGAUGAGAAUGCACUCGUUUUGUACCAAUCAAAAGCGCGUGAUUUUUUCCUGUACAUUAUUAGCAUAAAUAUCUGCAUGCUAUUUCGAAACAUGAGACGAGUGUUCAGUCAACAAUACUUUUAAUUUCUCUGGUCAUAGUUUUAAUCAUUGGCCAUGGAUAAAUUCGGUAGCACAGGGUGAAAAACCGUAAGCAGAUGCAUUUGGAAUAAAACAGUGGUCUUUGGCAAGUAACAUGACUCAUUCCAAAAUCUUUUGAUUGGGUGUUCCAGAACCAAAACCAAACUGUAAACCACAAGCAGCCAUCUUGAGGCAAACAUUGCAAAGUUACUAACACCGUUCUUACUUCGUCAGUACUGUUAUCGGGGUUACUUUGACAUAGACGAACAAUCACGUGAUAGGAAAAGAAUGGCGAUUUCAAAAAAUCCCAUCGUGGCAAGAAGUACCACGGAUCACAUUGAGCAAAAAAAGCAAGGAACUCAAACGUAAUUAAUUCCUCCAUUCGCGUAUUGGGAUCGGUAAGGUUGAUGUGUGCUAAAAAGGCUGUUGCAAGUUUUUCGGGCUAAUCACAGAGAUAUACAAUUUGGCUCGCAGGACCAGAGUUGCAGGAUUUUCUAACUGCAGUUUGACUCAGCUUCAAAAACUGAAUGACUGGUGCUUAUUUAACGUGCCAUCGUACAAGGUAAACAUUUUGAUUUCAAGAACGAGUAUUUACUAAAGUAAUCAAGCGAUCAAAUGUUAUAUUAACCAAACUUCAGCCUUGAAACAUACACAGCGUUAAGUCAAGAGGUUUGCUGGUGUCAAAGGUAUUUAGGUGACAUUAUACCCCGUCAGUGUUUGCCAUUUUUCACCAAAUCUACGCAGCUCUGAAGGGUAUCUAUCCAGCUAAAACUUGUUCCAGAUAAAACAAUAUAAAAAGAUUGAUUCGCCAUCACCUAUUGACAUGCAAUAACUUCACUGUGUAAUCAAUACAUAGAAAGAUGACUUUCUGUUCCGUUUGAUAUUCUGUUUUUCAAGUCUGUCAACGGUUAUUGUGGAAAUGAAAUUCGCGAAGAAGGAGAAGAAUGUGACUGUGGCACUCCGGAGGUUUGUUAACUUACAUUUUUAUAAUUUAUUUUUUAUUGCUUUGAUUUUUCUAUUUUUGUUUUGUCUUGGUCACUUUCUAUGUAAUGUAAGGAUGAUAGUGAUUAUAUGAAAAAAAUAAAAAUAAUAAAAAAAAGAGGGAGCAUAGGACAACGAUUUUUGAAAAAUUGUUAAAAAAAAAACUUUUAAAAGUUCUAAAACUUUUUAGAUGUCUCUCGAAUAUUAUUCAAGGAACGAAUUUUGGAAAUAAUGAGAAGUGGUGAUACUUUUGGCUCUGAUAAAGAUGUAGAGCCGAGCUUAAGGCUUAAACUGUAGACUAUAUUAUAAAAUAAUUCAAAAAGUACGCGCGCUCUGAUUGGCCACAAAACCAUUUUACAUGAGCGUAUGUAAACACAGUUUUCAUACUGAAUCUUCUCGCGGAGUUCUCCCUGCUAUUAAUUUAGCAGUAAGUCAGUUUUUUUAUAGUUUGUUUUCAGUACAGUAAUGGAAGAAGAAGAUUUUCCAAAUUUUUCUUUGGAGUUUAAUUUUCCCAGUAUUCAAGAAACGGCCGAAAAGCAAAAUGAACAGCAACAACAAGCACGUCGCUUUCCUUCGUUGGAAGAAGAGGCUCUUUCAUUAGUUAUUUUUUAAAAGAAAUGUAAAAUGGUUUCCGUGUUUACAUAGCCUGAUGUAAAAACUUGGGAGGUUGGGAGAACACUCGAUAAGCUGGAAACCAAUCCGCUUCGCCUCGUGGUUACCUACGCUCAUCUCGUGUUCUCCCAACCUCCCGCGUGUUUACAUCAGGCUAUGUAAACACGGAAACCAUUUUACAUUUCUUCACUACUACAUGAGUAAGGCUGAAAUAUAAUUUAAACACAAUUCAGUCAAUGUCAGGUCAAUUCCUAUAUUUCAAGUCACUAGAAUAUGUCUAACUUAGUUAAUAUGAUCCCGCCUGUCUGAAAACAGAUCGUAAGAUGGUCUGUUUUACACGAAUAUAGCUAAGAAAGAUCAUCAUUGAAAGAACUCGAUAACAUUAAUCUUUUCACCCAAUAAGGUAACGAAUCUAACAAUAAAUUCGCCUUCGCCCAGCCCUAAGCUCCAAUUCUUAGUUUCUAAUUUACUUAAUUCAGUUUAUUUCAAUUCAGCUAAUUACUGUUAUACAGUCUAAGAGUUUUAACUUACGAACGUUAAUUAGUUGAUUCAAGUUCUAAAUCGACGCAAGAAAAGUCAAAGUUUUUUUUCGAUAAAUAAGGAAAGAUUCAUUAUUUUCCUCAGAUGUGUGAAUUAAAAGAUCCCUGUUGUCAACCCUACAAGUGUGUUCUCAAAAGGGAAUCACAGUGCAGUGACCUACAUCAUUCAUGCUGCGAGAACUGCCUGGUAAAUAAUGUCGCAGUAUAAGCUCAAAAUCAAUUCGAUUUAUUUUAGGAAGCUGUCAGUUUUGACUGCAUUAGAUAUAAUAAAGUUUGAUGGAACUUCAAUGUAAAUUCUCUGAGAGUACACACCAUUGGUUAUAGGGAACUUAAAUAGUUUAUAAUCUAUUUUCACCCUAAUCUGCCCGCCUGUGGAACUUCGCUCGGUUGAUUCAAGGACGCAAAUGAUACAGGGACAGAGGAGCCGGGAAUUUCAAGCAAAAAUGAAACCUCUUUUUUUCGCUUUUUGGUAUUUUUGCUUUUUUGUUUCCAGAAGAAAUAUUCCCCCGGAACUAGGGCCAAAUAAAUUAUGCUGGUUGAAUUUUGGGCAUAAUGUUAUAGUCAUAAAAUCUAAUUUUUUUUUAAUUGAAAAGGAUUUAUAACAUGUUCCAGGGUUAAAUAACAAUAUUUUUGGUUUUUUUUGUGGUUUUUUUUGUCUUUGCAUGAAGCGAUCAGAAAUGCUCUUGAGAUUGAGAGUGAGGCGAGGUUACUAGGCUAUAACAACACGGUUGUUGUGCUCAGAGGGACUACUAUCUUUUCGACAUUUGGCGAAAAUAAAAGUUUUGAGGAGAAAAGUUUCUCCAAAUUAUUUUAAAUGAGCGCCAAGUUACAUGCGUAAACGUAAUAGUCAUCACCUCUUACUCACUUAUCUUUAGUUUAAGAAACAAGGAUCGUUGUGCCGUGAAGUCGAAACAGAUUGUGAUGUUCCAGAAUACUGCACUGGUGAUUCUGGCGAUGUAAGUAUAGCUCUAAGAAAUGCAUUAACUUUGGACUUUUUCGUACCACAUUAAUGAAUGACCCGGCAAUUGUAUCCCACAGGGGCGAUUAGACAAGAUAUCCAAGUUUGUCCGCAGAGGAUUUUUUUGGUUAAUUUUUGAAAUGAGUUCUGUUUUAUUUUACAGUGUCCAGGAGAUACAUACAUAAUUGAUGGAUACCCCUGCAGUCAGACCAAAACAGUGAGUGAACCCCGCGUUUACCACUAUUUAACCUUUUGACCCAUAAGAUUGACUUGAUUAAAAAAAAAAAGGUUUCUAUAUUCUUUUUACAGCAUCCUCCCUGAAUCAAACAUUAAAUUCACAAGAGUAAAGAAAUGAAUUACGUUCGUGAUUGUUAAAAAAUUAUUCUUCGCCAAACAUCAAAAAAUCGAUGAUGAGUUAUCCUUUACUAUAGACAGAUUUUACAGUGCUUUGAAGUUGAUUAAAUUUCAAUUGUAAGCAACUAAUUGUUUUUCUGUAGUGGAAAAAAUUGUUUUGAUUUCUUUUAUGAUUCCUUGCCAGUCUCAAUUUUUGAAAAAUAAUAUGGAGUGUAUAAAAAAUAAAAUAAUAAUUUAUAGAUAAGUGAUUGAGCAAUAAUUAAUUGAUUUAUUAGUUAUCCAAACUUUUCAUACCCAAGGUCUUAUUAGUAAUUUUAAUUACUGUCUGCCAUGCCAUUCUUAUGUUCUUAGCUUGUUUAAUUUGGUAUUGAAUCAACCAACAAUCCCAUGAUUCACAUAUUUCUUUACUCUCAUCACUUGUAUUGAUGUUGUAAGGGGAAAUUAUCUCUUGGUCACUCAUGGGAGUUAAAAAGGUUGAGACGGCAAAGGUGUUCUUCUGUUUCCAAAUGUUUGAUUUCAAAGAUUUUCUGAGAUGUGGCAGGGGAAGUACUACAGUCGGACCUCAGUUAACCAGAUCCGCAAGGACUGGGCUUAAUAGCACACAUAAUGCAGAUUCCGGAUAGUCCAAAAAAUGAAUGUAAAAAUUCCUAGAUGAUGGGACCAGAGAAGCAAGUUUGUACUCAAAGUUAAAACAAUUCGAAAAUUAAGAGCCAAGUUAAGACACUGUUUAUCAAUAAGGGUCGAUAAAAAAAUUCAGUAACUUCAAUCAGAAAUUUUGACCUAAAAGUUAGUGCUUCUAAAACCUUUGAGGAAUUUAAGCAAUAUUAGAAAAAAAUACGAAUUUUAUGAAUCGCUGAGAUCAUGUCACCAUCAAAACUCGUGUUUAGGCUACACUCGUAAAUAAUCCACACCCGCAAAUAUCAAGAGUGAUUUUGAGGAAAAAUACAAACUUGAUUGUUUAUUAACAGUUGUUCAUGAUAAACUUGCUGAAAUUUGACGCUGUGUAUGUGCAGCGACCUCUAUAAGUUAGCAGCUAACACGCCAAUGAUAUGGUUUUAUAAAACCUUGUUUUUGAUUUGGCGUUAUGUUUAUGGAUUUCUGGCAAUCUUAUGGCACUCUAAAAAAUGAAGCUAUAAAUUAAUUGCCUUUGUUUUCCACAGUUGGUCCAACUGCUCCAACACCUCUAAAGUCCUAUGGUCUUGAUCUUUGUCUCACUCCAUCAAGCCAGUCCUGCUCGCCAAAGGACAACGACCGUCUGAUAUACAAACCAGGCCAGUGCACGGAAAGUCACUUUCAGUUCACGCUUGAUGCCGAUGGGGUUUUACGUCAUAGUUGCAGUGGGAAGAUGGUCUGCCCUGAGAAUGGCGGCGAUGGUAAUGGUGCGAAGAUUGUUGUAAGCAGUGCUUGUAAAGUUGAAGAUUCAAAAUUUGAGCGAACAUCAGGUAAGAUUUAUUUACAAUGUAGCGCUUUUCCCUCGUGAAGUACCGUUAACGUCUUCAGUAAGGGGGCUCAGAAAAUGCAUCUUCAGUUUUUUUGCGAAAGUGACACCCAGAAUUAAUUCGUAGUGUUCACAACAUACAUCAAUUCUUUGCUUAAACACCUUCAUUAUGAAAGUAAUAUACAACAGGCUUGUAAAUGUAAAUAAAAAUAUAGUAGAUGUGCAGGUGCUCAGAUACUGAUUUGAUCCAUUUUAGUACGAGUUCUCAUCGUCUCCUUGAGAUAUUUCCGAUCGAAAAAUACAAGUGUGUCACUAUCUUUUUUUCUCUCCCUCUCUAUAUAUUUUCUCUUUUUUGACAGGACGAUCUUUGAAGCAUCUAAAGAGUAACAAAUGUAUCCAUACUUAUGGAGCUUGGCCCGGCGUCGACAGACAUAUGGUAUUGUGGUCAGGAUGCGACGAAAAACGGCUAGAAAUAUGGUUUGCAAAGCAAGGUAUAUAGAGUACCGCUCGUGUUUUCUGCAGCAUUACAUGCGCUUCACGCGCGUGCAAAUCCCAAGCACCGCAACAUGUAAACUGCACGUCACUACUCUCACCUACUCUUGAAACUAUAGUUUUUUUUCUUAAGCAGAAAAUGAUGAAUAUAAUGUCAAGGAGUUUUUGAAUAACGUAACUAAGAUAUUUUUUGGGUAAUUAAAUUUGGGAUCUCAAAAUGGAUGCAAUAAAUUGGUAAUUGAACUUCGUUUUGUGUAAUUUUGGUUUGAAAUGAUAUUAGUGAUUUCUAAUCGAACUCAACAGUGGCAGAUUUAUCACGCUUGCUUACACGCUUGCAGAACUUACUGAAAUUUUAGAAGUGAAGACACAUCUUUUACACUUUUCCCCAUGUAUCAAGCGUGGAGUAUGAUUUUGGCUUCUUGUGACUGUCAAUUUUUUCCGGUAGGCCAUAGUCAUACUACAAACGUAGGAUUUGUUUUAGCGAAACCCAAUCGAAAUGUGCUCAAACAUCACUGGUGCAAUAAUGUAUCUCUCAUAUAUAGAAUGUAUAGACCCUCUUGGAAUGCAGAGCGGUGAUAUCAAAGACAGCCAAAUUACUGCGUCUUCAUACAGACCAGCAGAUCUCCCACAUUAUGGCAGGCUGCAUAAUGGAAAGUACUGGUGUGCCAAAGAGAAGAAAAGAGACGAGUACAUACAGAUUGAUCUUGGACAGGUACCCUCAAUUUUAAUUUAUCUGAUGAUGUAAUUUCUGUUUUAAAGGCUUUUUGAAAGACAUCACGUCAGUUUAGUCUGGUGCAAAUAAAAAUAGCGGAACGUUGCGAAGUGCAUCCUUAAAAAGGAGGUUGACAAUAAUCGAAAGCUAAAGGAACGAGAUAAAACACGUGCGCUUCACAGUAUCAAGCCACAUUCUCGAUGUGUUUGACGCUGUAAGUGAUUUGAGUAAAGUUUAAACUCGGAAAUAACGUUAGUCUCAACGGAUUUUCUUCGUCUGCAUUUCUGACUCUGACAAGUUACGGGAAAGUGCAAUCAAAUAUCGAUGUUCAGUAAUUUUUUGCUUAUUUUUCAUAUUUUAGCUACGAACGGUGAACAAAAUCUUGAUACAGGGACGUGGAAACUGGUACGACUGGGUGACUGGCUUCUUCUUGUACUACAGUGAUGAUGGUCAGCGGUGGACGGGUUAUUCAGAGAGUGGAGACAAACAACACUCCAAUGUAUGGAAAAAAUUUUAAAUGGUGAUUUUAAAGGUGCCUUUAGCCUUUACAUUAUCAAGUUUUCAUGGAGUUUUACCGUAAUCUUAUAAAUGAUUCAAUAAGAAGUAAGGACGAUAUUCGCUCGUAUAGAAGAAUUGGUCAGGAAACAAGGAAAUUGUAAAUGAUUUAAUCCUAGCCCUGAAAUUUUUCUUUCGAAAAUGUCAUUCACAAGUUUCACGGCAAUAGAAGGUAGCGCACAAGUGCUCCUUUUAAGAAAAGCUUUCAAGAACCAUUAUGUGUAAAUAGACUAGUGAAGUUGUACGCUUGUGUCAAUAAGGGAGCAUCUUUCUCCGCCAUUUCUGUUUGUUAUCAUCUGAGUGUAACAGGCUCGUUGACUGAAACAACUUUUCUUUGUUUUAAUUAGUCGCAUUGCUAUCGAGGAAAAUGCAGCGAAAUUCACGAAACUCAGUGCAAGGAUUUGUGGGGAGCCAGUACGUUGAAAUGAAUGUUUUUAUUAUUGCACCACUACGCCAUUUUACCAUUUAUAUGUUUUACCACUUUACCAUCAUUCUACUUUUGGAAUGCACAAGAUGUGCAACUACGUACACUGUAGAACAGGGUAAAAAUAUGGAUAGAAAGUGGAGCAAAAAAAGGCCGUACAGAACCAACCAAAAUGAGACAUUUUCUGUCGUCUUUUAAGCUAGAAUUUUGAAUAAACAACGCGCCUUAUGUGAUCGACAAGAUGCUUAGAUAAGGCCGCAGGCAUUCGAUGGUUGAAAAUAAAUAUGAUUGGAAAUUUUGCUCAUUGUUCGCAUAAUAUCCGCACAUUUUUAUGUGUUUAACCAUCGAGUGAGAUUUAUUUGUCAUAUCUAUGCAAAAUUUGAUUCCCUUACAUAUUGAAUGUAUCAGAUCAACAAUUCAAAUUGAUAAUCCCUAAAACACUUUCAUCUUUAAUUAUUCAGGUAGGUAUUUAUGUGGUUUUUUAAUUUAAACUCAUGAAAAAAACAUUUACCUUCUCAGAUCUGAGCUUCUAACACUUCUAUCGUUUUCGCUUUUCUGUUAAUUUUCCAGCCGCCAAAAAUGCCGACGAAAGAUGUUAUAACAUACUGAACACUAAAGCGGAUGGAUAUGGCACAUGUGAUCCACUCAGAAAUGUAUCAUGCGCUGUGAGGUACAAGACCAGAGUAUUAUGAAAAAAGAUCUAAUUUUAAAUCUUUCUUAGGAAUUAAGCCUUAAACGCUAACAUCAGUACGCUCAUUCUCUAUACCAUUCUCUAUACGUUUCCUGAGGGGCUGACAAGGAGAAUUCGUAUAAAAAUCAAGACCUUCUUUAGUUGAGGAUCUUUUAUCUAUUCUCAUGACCUUAAUGUUUGAUUCACGGUGAUAUUUUAUGGAUAAAUCAGAUGCUAAUCACCCGAAGGGAUCAAAGGUUUAAGGCCACAAUCAUUUAUCUUUAUUAUAACUGAUCAGGGCAACCUGCGAAACAGUACCCACAAAAUUUGUGUUUCAGGACGUUUAUAAGGGCAGCUGUCCACUCAGGUUACUAAGGUUAUGAUUUUUUUAAUAGCAACCAGAGACCGAAAGACUGAACAUUCAGCAAUAUAUACUAUAAAUGGUAAUGGUUAUAGAGAUGAAGGAAACGAAAUUACUGUAUCUAUCAAGAGCCUCCAAGGUAUUCUGUACGUAAACGCUGCAAAAUUCCUAAUAUCGACGUGCUUGUGUUUCUUUAAAUUUUAUCUGGAGGUAAAAAAAAAUGGUUUUGAAGCAACCGCAGAUAUUUGAAAAUGAAAUACACAUUUUGUAAACGUCAGAUAUCAGUUUCUUUAAAUUUUAUCUGGAGGUAAAAAGAAAUGGUUUUGAAACAACCACAGAUAUUUGAAAAUGAAAUACACGUUUUGUAGACGUCAGAUAUCAGUUUUCCAUUUCUUUUUUUCGUUUUAUCAGAAACGUGUUAUGUGGUCAACUGCAAUGUGAAGACAGCAGAGAUAAACCUGUUGUGGACUACGGAUGGACUUACACUAAGAUCAGUAUGGAUAACGGAAAACAAUGCAGGUAUUACUUUCACUCACUUUCCUGUUGCAGAAAAAAGCACUAGUAAGUAAACAUGUUCUUAAAGAUUAAACAACAAUCAACUGAUGUGUUUAUACUAAGUUUAGAUAUCUUGAACAGUGUUUUAAGGAAAAACCAGGCCGUAAGAAUUAUUAAGGGAAAGCACUGUAUAACGCUACGGUGGUAAAUUAUCUAUUAAAAAAUAUCAACAUUUUUCGUGGUUGGAGACACCACACCUAUAGGGUGUAGGGCAAGGGUUUCAACUAUGAACCUCCGCCGAAGUCUAUUGUUUGGCGGUUCCCUUUGCCUCCUUCCACGUGAUAUUCUCGUUAGCGAGCUUUUCUUUCACACGGGGCUUCUAGGACCACUUAAGACGGUCUCUACCUCUCUACCCCUGAGGGUUCCAUUCCAGGGCGGUACAGCACAGAUUCCCAUGAAAAUUAACCAACCUGAUGCGUUCUUUCUUCCCACAGUGCUGCAACCUUGAAGUCCAUAGAUGACAUUGGUGAGGGAAUAGUCAGAGAAGGGACAAAAUGCGGAGAUGAUAAGGUACCACUGUAAAACUUAGCCCUAUCCGCUUGCAGAACGAUCCACUCAUUAAUAAUUUAUCAUUAUAAUAUCACUACGUUGUCGGGUAGAAAAAAUGAUGAGAAGAUAGCGAAUUACUAGUAAGGGAGCAUUUUUUACUUUAACACUCAAAUUCCGAAAUUUUAAGAGACUAAAUUGUUAGAAAAGUUUGGCAGAAAAUGUAUAGAAUGAUUUUGAAACUGCAGAUACUUGCGCGAGUUAUCUUCUAUGUGACACUUCAAAGGCCGUUUACGCCACAACUGAUAUUUAAAAAAGAGGAAUUUUUUAUACGAAAGAAUUACUGAAAAGAGAUCUAACCUAGUAAAUUAGACCUUGUUUUCCGAGUUUUGACGAGUCAAUGACGGCAAGAACUUCAACGCAUUUUGUUGCAGAUGUGUGUAGAUAACCAGUGUCAGACGAUUGAUUCCCUCAACUUCGGAAAGUGUCCAGUGAUGAACAACAAGGAGUGCGGGGGAAGAGGGGUAAGUCUAUGUUUUAGGGUGAGUUUUUCAAGUUCUUUGUUUGUAAUUCAUGUUGAUCCUCUGACUCGUCAGAAGCAGUGUGACUGAGUAAUUAGGGUGCUGAAUUUGUAAUUUGGUGUUCCCGCGUUCAAGCCUUUUAUCCUGAUACUCCCUUGAUUUGUUCUCGUGUGAUUAGGGUUCAAUCUUUGGCUGCACUUUGAAUAUAGCCAACUGCUCUGCCCCUGCCAAUUGGGAUUUUAUAAAACGCUUUGUUCAUUCAUAUUGUUUGUUUGCAAUUUGUUUGUAUUGGCCCCUGAAAACCUCCAUUGGGGGCGUGGUCAAUAAAGUAUCCAUACAUGUAGAUACAAAUCAUUAGCCACAAUUGUCCCGAUGUAAUCAUUCUUGUCUCCUUUGGAUUUUUCUAUCCGAGUGAGUAAUUCUCUCAAAGGCAUUUUUAUUUGUAUAAAGUUGUUCUCCAAUUUUGUGACUUUGAGUAUUUGAGUAAUCUUAUUUGUAUAUCUUACACUUCCGCCCAAGCAUAAUCUAUGGCGCAACCAUGACUUUGGUAUUCUAUUGGCAUCCCCAAAGGUGACAACCAGCAAUAUUUUGGAGAUUCUGCCCUCCUCGACUUUGUAAUUUUCUCCCGUGUUCAAUUCAAUCUAUUCCUAGUUUGAAUAUAUUCAGAGAAAACCUUCAACGUUUCUUUUUGGGAAGGCAUUCAAGUAGUGCUUUGUUUGAGCUAGUUAGUCCUCAUUUAAUAUUUUAAUAUGCAUUGUUUUGCAUUGAUUGUAUAAAUGUUUUUAAAGCUUUAGAAUUGUGAUAAGCUAUUAUAAGACGGCUGUUGAAUACAAUGAGAAAAGUUUUUGGAAGAAAGCGUACAAGUGCAUGGGACAUCCUCGAAAUGUAUUGGGGGUAGUGUUUAGGUAAUGGUUCCGGCUUGACCUCAGGAUUUUAGGGAAAUCUGAGAAAACGUCAUUGUAAGGACGAGGCAUCAUGUGUUGAUAAAUUAUAUUUUUUACUUAUUAAAGUUAAUUGAUUACCGGGUACCCAAAUUACCGUUUUAAGUUAGUCGCAUGCAAUGUUUUCAUUUUUUUUCCGCCAACGUUUCUCGAAUUUAUGGAUUUGUAUAGAACCUCAGCUGCUCAAUGAAAAUUCCAAUCUCCUCUGCCACUUUUGUAAUGCUUUAAAAGAUCUCGUCUCAGUUUGUUUAAAAAACGGAUUGAUGAAUGCAGGCGUGUAAAUAAUCUUUACUUUCUAAUUAUAUUUACAACAAGCCACAGAAAACCUCGAUAUACAAGCAACUUAGCAGGGCAUCGCGAUCUUUUUUUUUUUAACAUUUUCUCGUUUACGCAUCAACGAAUAUUUCUACAAACUGACACGAAGUUUUUUUUUUUAAUUUUUAAAGACACUUACCUGCUGACAUUAUAAAGGUUCACAAUAAGAAGAUGAAGAACGCUAGGACAAUUGAAUUUGAUUACACGAAUUUAAUCACCAGCUCUGAUUUAAUAUUCAUUGUUUGGUUCACUAUCGGAUUUGACAAAGCUUCUUCUUAUCGGGGAGUAAAAUCGAAGAGUUUAUCACACUAGCUAAAUUAAAGAACCCAAUAUUGAAUAACUCGAGGACUAACUAACUCGGUAUCAAACAUAGCGCUUCUCUGACUGCCUGCUUUACUGCUUCUCUUACUUCACUAAUCUUCCAGCAGUACAGGAAUGAGUUUUAUGUUAAGUUAAAGGACACUAAUAUUGGCGCUAUUCCCCAAGUGAAGAUGAAAUUUGAUGAAUUGGUUUUCUUUAAACUUAGCACAAUAACCAGUGUACCAUACGAUAAAUAACAAACAACUAAUGCUAAUUGCACCCACAAUGCAUUGUACACUGCCUUCCUGUAUCGCGCCAUGUUCAGUGUAUUUGUUUGGCUUGGCUGUUGCGGAAUUUGGGCGCUAUGACUACGAAGACCCCGGAAAAUCUUUGCGUGCGAAACCAUUGAGAUUGUCAGGGAAAUUGUCGUAUUGACACAGCCAAACCAAAAGGUUAUAGUGUAGUCAAAAAGACUACUUAAAGUAGCGACUCAAGAUAUAAUCCAAAAGGUGGCUAUGACGAUAUAAAUGCGCCUUAAAGCCACGACUUGUCUGUACAUCAGUCUCAACAGCAAGGCGAGAAGUCUGUCCACGCUUAUAGCUGUCAUCGUCAUUAAGGAUACUGAGCAUAAGAUAUAGCCAGUUAAAUACCAUGCAGAAAAUGUGUAUCGACAAAUUCUCCAUUUCUCACGAAGCGAGGACAUCCAAUGAGUAGCACUGAGGGGAUGAAUUAAAAGACCGACUAACAGAUCGGUUGUUGCUAGACAACGAUAGAACAGUUUGGAAGGUGGAUGCAGGGAAGAUUCCUUAUAUAGGGUAACAAAAAUGAGAAAAUUUCCAAAAAAUGGCGUGGAGAAGAAAAGAAUGCUGAGUGCUGAUAAAGAAGUUGAAAGUUGUUGUAACCUACCAUACAAUGGAGCAGAUGCAUUUGUCUGUGUUAUACCUAUUGUCAAUUUAUUGCCCCCAUCAUUUCGCCUUCAAAAGCGAGAAACAUUUUUUCCUAACAAUAUCCUCCCAUUUGCGAUCACUUUAAAGUCACGUCCUUUAUGAGAUAUGCAUAUAGACUUCCCGCCGAGUCAAGUGUCACAAACAUGUUUAUUUAUUUUUUAUUUUGUCUAAGUGGUGUUCCUAGGCUCAGUUUGAUGAUUUAUCUAUCCAAUAAUUAAAGAGUUAAGGCCUUUCCCGAUUAUGAUACUAAAACUGGCAUUUUAUGCUCCUGGAAAUUCCACUUUACGUCAAAAAAAAUGCUCAAAUUAUGCUCGAUUCUCAAUCAAUUUCAAGCAAAACGUAGAAACUCAGGCAUCAUGUGUGUAUCAGCAACUGUUUAAAGUGAAAAGUGUUUAAUUGUUUGUUUAUAAAACUCCUAAUAAAAUCAAAACUUGUCCAAAGAUAAAACAGAUAAUUAAUGUUCGAAGUCGACCGUCGAAGUCCGACCGCGGACAGCGAACCGCCGAGGGAGCAAAUCACUGAGUUAAACAGCAAGGAUCGAAUUGCACCAAUCAGAGCUGUUGAAAAACAACUACUAUCAAAGUAAAAGCGCUAUUUCUUACCCCAUGUGCUGUGUAGAAAUACCUUUUUUUGCAGGAUUUUCAUGUCGUGUUUGAUGUGCAUUCAUUAUUUCUUUAGGUUUGCACAAACAAAAAGGCGUGUCAUUGUGAGGGAGGAUUUGAUUCGAAGGACGGUUGUGCAUCAGGUAAAAGGUUAAAACAGGUUUCGAAUGACAAAAUUGGAAAGUUUAGGUUGGGUUUUCCACUCAUGAUAAACAAAGUGUAAUUUAAUUAUGUUUAAUCUGUGUACUGAUAACACUAAACUGGAGAACUUAACCUUCUUGAUGAGACAUUCUGUUUUUUUGUCGUUGAUUUUGUUACUGAUAUUAUCAGUCAGUUUGCCGUUUCAGAAGUAAUUCAUAAUUCAUGUGAUAGAUUCAUUUCUCCUUCUGCUUUGCUGAAUGAAGUAUAUUCCAAGGAUUCCCGAUGAUAAUAACAAGAGUAUGUUUUUGUAUUCUUCUAAAUUUUCCACAAUCGAUAGUUUUUAAAAAUACCAAGAAAGAUGGCACAAAAUAAAAAAAAUUAGUUGACAAUUGUUUACUUUGUGCUAAGGUUUUGUUUAUCACAGUCUCACUUGUAAAAUUAAAUUAAAUUAAUUAAAUUAAAUUAAAUUAAUGCUUGCAUUUAUUAAACUGUUUCAUUCCAGCUCUGGUGCCUCGAGAUGGAGCGUGGGGUGAUUGGUCCUCAUGGACUGUUUGUGACAAGCUCUGUGAUGGUGGAAAGAGAAAAAGACAUCGCUUCUGUGACAAUCCAUUUCCUCUACAUGGGGGGGCUGACUGCUCUGAAAAACGACACGAGACAGAGGAUUGCAAUACCCAGAGCUGUCCAAGUGAAUUUAAAUCUACUUUUAAAACUUUCUGUUACUUCCUUUUUUCUGUACUUUAAUUUAACUAGUCCUCUCAUAAAUGAACUGAAAAAAGGAGCAAUUACUCUGUGAGGCUAGAAAAUAUUCUUAAAACCUGUGUCGCGAUUUCUUAGUGUGAUUCUUGUUGCAUUUUACAAGAGAAAUGGAAUAGUAAAUUAUAUAAAAAGUUAGUGCUACAAAGGGGAAUGUGCCGAAUUAGAAGGGGGAAUCACGGGAACAAGUUUGUUCAAGUGCAAAUUUCUAAUCCUUUUCACAUGUAUCGUAUUAUGUCUUUUCUAAAACAGAGAGUAAAAAUGAUCGGCUCAACAAGUUGUGAAAGAUCCUGACCUUCUGGAGUUCAAUUAACUCAUACUCUUCACUUUUUGCUUUUAGAUUGAAAGAGAUCUGACUUAUUGGUGCCAGUCCAUUUACCGAUUUUACUGGUACUUUUAUGAAAUCUGGAAUUUUGUCUGAAUUAGUAAAGAGAUCAAUAAAAGAACUUGGAAGAUAAAAUCUCGUCUUAUAAGAGUCGUUCAGAUAAUCCCCGUGUUUUCAUUCCAAUGGAAAAAUAUAGCAAAAACUUUACCAGUGGCAAAAUUAUACUAAUUGUAAAUUUUUGUAUUUGCUACUCAGAGGUGAUAUCAUGCCGUCACCUACAACAAGUUGGCGAAGAAACGAAUCACAACUAUCCUGAUGCCGUCUACAGGAUUUACCCCACAGGUUCCCAGCCAAUCAUGGCAUACUGUGAUAUGUCGCGUGACGGUGGAGGAUGGACACUAUUGGUUACCAGUCAUACUAACAGCUGGACGGCACAGAAUGUGAAAUUACGAAACGCGAACUCUCCUAAGUUGACUGAUGAUUACUCCAUCCUACAGUAUGCAGACAGUAUUAAAGAUAAUAUCAAAGUAGCUGGCUCUACGUUUGAAUAUCGAUUAGAAGCUCAGAGCCGAGGUGAUUCAUUAUACUCAAAGAACCUUGUUCCCUUUCAAACGGGCAGGGCAGGGGUUGCUAGCGAAGCGAGUUUCCGUAGCCACAAUAACAAAGUGUGGUCAACAUGAAAGUCGGAAGUCGCGUUUUUUUUUUUUAAAUCGCCAGGUAAUUAUUUCAAUAAAAACAUUGCAGGGGAAUAUGCUAACAAAGACAAAACAAUUGCACGAAAUGCAAUUGCUUGCUCUUUUUUUAUUAACCUUUUUUUUUAAGUUAAACAUUGAGGAACACAAUUAUUGUCGUGUUCACCAACAUGGAGGAUACUAUGUCGCCAAAAUUUUCAUAACUCACACUAAAUUCUUUUCCGGUAGAGCACAUCGCAUUCUUGCUAAGUGUAGUUAGAUUUUUCCAAAAAGGGUAAAAGACUUAAACGAACUAAAAGGGGCUCCAUCCGCCCCUUCCCAUUUUCCCUUCAUUUGUUGGUUACAAAGCCCAUACGUCUUCAAAUGUAAGGGCAAACUUCACAUCACUUGACACCGUAGCGGCUCUUAGUACUCUUUUACAGUUAACACGUUUAUUUGUGUUUCGGUGGAGUUUUAUGCACGAGGACACUUUCAGAUGACCAUUAAAUAGAAUGUGAAUCUAAAUCAUGGUCAGCCCUGGAAUGAAUCUGAAGAAAGAUGCUUUAUUUUCUAGGUCGCUGGGGAGGUAUCUGGAAGGCGCCCAGAGUUUUUACGUUCACAGCUGACAACAACAAACAAACGGAUAUUGAGCUAGUCAAGAAGUUUGACAAUUGGGAAUAUUCAGACUAUGGGAUUGAACAAAGAAUGCCGUGGAUUUCUGAUGCCAAGUUAACUACAUCCCAGGAUGCUCAGCGACAUUGGUGGGGGACAAUAACAGGUGAAUAGCCUUUACUAUUAUAUAAUAAACAAGCAAUAAACUUUCCACGCACUCUUUAAAAAAUACCGAAGGCGAAGAAAAUAAAGUUUCUUCUAUUUAAUUUUGAUUUUCGAGGUAAUCACUGAAGUGACAAGGAAAGCCUGAUGAAAUAUAUAUUUAUCCUUCUACAUGCAGUCUUCCUGUCAGUCGUCUAAGUUAUUUUUUUAUGGCUUGAAAAUUCUAAUAACAUUUAUUUUACAAAUUUUUCGAAGGAAAACAUUCCCACAGCCAAUGUUUUUGUAACAAAGUUUUUAACGAAAGUUUCCCAUGUUUUACUUCGGGUAAAAAUCACCUGACGUGAAGUGCAGCGUUGGUCUUGAGAAAAAAGGAGCAGAUAAAGUGUGUGCUUUCUCAUCGGAUCCUUUCGAAACAUUUAUUUCGGAUAAUGAUUUGAUAGUUGAUAUAUUUUUCUAGCGGACGAUAUGGAAUACUACCCCGCUCCAUGGAUCAUCGGUCACCUGCAGGAGCGUCGGCCAUCAUAUAUCUGGUACUGGAUGAGAGAGGGACCUCAUGAAACUCCUAGCUCAUGUAAAGAAGUAUACUUCAGAGGGCUCCUGACAAACCCCGUGUCAAGUAAGUCUGGGUAUGUUUUACCAGGCUGAGUUGUUUAAUCCAAUAACUCAAAAUUAUUGGAAUAGUUCUUUGUUUAGUGUCAGAAGAAAUUUUUGAUUACAUUGGUUGUGCUUUAAUUUUCUCUUUAAUCUUGCAAGGGCAAAAGGAUUUUAAUUUUUAACCAACGACGUUCACACAUUUCACCUUUGGGGCCGCUUCAGAAGCUUAUGUUUAGAUUUUACUCUUCAUUGCCCGCUUUUGAUAUUUUUUUUUUGGCUCUGAUCAGCUGUUGAGAUUCUUUUGAAGGUUAUAGCUACAUCAGCUAUUCUAAAAGCGCCUGAGUGAAUAGAAACAGUCGACAGUUGAUUGCGCGUCAAAGAAACGCUUUGGCUGAAAGUACUUUGACUGAUUGUAAAACAAUUCAGGGAGAAAGUUUCACAUCCUAAUAAGCCAUGAUUGUUUCAUUCACCAUGAAGAAUAGGAAAACAUUUUCACGACUAGAUUUGUCCAUGAAAGUGAGUAAAGUAACCAUCCAUGUUAAAGUGAUAUAAAUGUGUGCCUAGAAUAAAAUUGUGUAAACUGUCCUUCUCUUGGUUGGUCGAGUACCAAGCCUUGAGAUGUCGGGUGGGUCUCCUAUAAUGAUUACCAGAGAUAAAAUACAUCGCAUUUUGAAGUAACACGGAGUGUCAUAUCCUUUUUCCAUUUCUUUCAGGCAAUUUUACAUCUGGCAACCAUUUCAUGAUUGCCAGAUAUAAAAAUUUAUUUUAUGAAUAUUAAUAAUAAUAAAUUAAUCUUAGAGCCCUGUUAUAUUAACAUGAGUAAGGCACGGCCACAAUGGCUAUGAUGAGUUGUGACCACCUAAAUUUGUCUUCGAGCUAUGAGAAAGCCACAAUAGUAUUUUGGUCGAAAAAUUUGAUUUCGAUUAAAAUGUUUAACGCCACUAAUUUUUGUCGGUUGCCUGCUAGUUAAGGUGCCCCACGUCCAGCCUACGUCCCUUAUAUCCCCUUUCAACGAUUCUCCUCCAAGUUUCCCUAAGACAGCUUUUCUUUCGUCGUUCGUCGGGAGUCCGUCUUAAGGCGACCCUAAGCAGGGCUCAGGAUGGCAUUCGAAGCGCGUGGCUGAUUAGUUUUCCCAGAGUUAAGUGUAACCGUGAAUUUUGUUUGAUUGUUUCUUUUUCAGAUGGAUUUUUCGCGAUCAAACCUCCUGGACAGCAUGAAGUUAAAACGUAUUGCGACUUUACGACUGAGGGAGGGCCCUGGACGCUACUCGUGACGAGUAAGACCCACAGCGGGUGGGACAAAGACAGCAUCAAAGAAAGAAACUCAAACAAGCCUUCUUUACAAGAUGACUAUUCCAUACUGGGGCUUGCAGACGCCAUAAAGGACUUUGACAAAGCUCAGGUGAAUCCAUCGCAAUGAGAUGAGUUUGACUUCUUAGGGAUCGAGGGGUGAUUUUCGAGGACGCGCUCAGUAUAUUUGUUGAAGGAAAAUAAAUGAUGUUUCCCUACAAAUUGGUGCCCAUACGAAAUGGGCCAAUGUCGCUUUUGAACUGAUAUAUGGAUUUUAAAGACGUUGAUAUUUCCCAUGGAGACCCGAUCAAAGAACAAUUGUAGAGUGAUUGUUGCAAGUAACCCAGGAUGCACUAUAGAGCAAUUUUCAAAUAUUUGUCGCAAGAAAUCCAUAAUUGCUUUAUGAUUUGGCUUUAUCAACUGAGUCAAUAAAACCAAAUUAUCUUGUUAUACUCCCCAACAGAUGCAGCACCACCAUUUCUCAAGAAAUUUACCCCCUUUAUUGAUGACUGCUUCAGCUUUGCCCUAGUCACUCGCGUUUUCCGCCAAGUUGGUGCCCAUACGAAAUCAUCCAACAGCUUUUACCUCCUUUAUUCAUGAUUGCUUUAGCUUUGCCUUAGUCACUCGCGUUUUCCGCCAUAUUUAGAUCACGGAAAUGCAAUAUUUUCUAUUGACACUUACGUUUGUACUGCCUUGUCUUCAAGCAGGAAUUCUUUCAAUACCGAAUUGAGGCAGACGGCAACAACCGCUGGGUAGGGAUCUGGGAAGCACCACGUGACUAUACAUUCCUAUCCACGAGCGACAAACAAACCAAAGUAAAAAUCGUGAAGAAAUUCGAUUCGUGGGAUGAGAACAGCAACUUGGGAAAGCGCAUGCCUAGACUGGGAUUAUCUAAAGAUCUUUUAUUAAGCAGUGCAUCAACUGUGAAUGACUCAUCAGGGUCUUUGGCAUAUAACAGUGGCGCUAGCUCUGCCUCGUAUCUGGAGCCAGAGAAGCCAAAACCGAAUGUUGUUCGAUACUGGAUGAGAGAGGGUGCUAGGUGAACUUCAGAUUUUGUUUUUACGUCCAGAUAGUCAUUUGAAAAUUAUUUUGAGCAGCAUAUGUCGUAAGUUAAGGCGGUGGCAGUGGUAUAAACGUACACUCUUUUUUUGCUAGUCAUUCCAGCAAUUUCACUUGACGAGGUGAAAUUCGAAUUUUUAACUCUAUCAAGGACAGAUAUAAGUAUCACGUAAUAUGUACUGUUCAGUAUAACAGUCAUAUUGGUAGAUCUCUUCCUUACAAAGUUUUUCUUGUUGAAAAAGGCUUUUGCCAUAAGAUUAGAUAUUAAUAUGUAUUUCCCCUAAUUUCUCUGGAAGAAUAGCAAACCAUUGCUUUGUGAAACAAGUAGAUCUUCAGCAUUCACAAAACGUCUGUAUCUUGAUGAAACACCAAAUUACCGUGGGCGCAGAUUUACCUUUGCAAACGAUGACUUUCGUAAAACUUAAUUGCCUUUGUUAAAGGUGCACGAGUUGUGCACCUUUAAGUUUUUCACCUUUGAUUCUUUCACUUCUAUAAUUUAGACUCGUUCCUCUUUCAACAGGCUAUCUUGUAACGAUUUGAAAUUACAUGGAGCUAGAGCUGGUAUCAAGUAUGACGAUAGUUUUCAACUGGUAAAAACCAGUGAUACCCAGUACCUCCCGGUCUACUGUGAUAUGACAACAGCAAAAGGAGCUUUCACUCUUAUUGUGACGAGUGCUAACAAUAACUGGACUCGAGCACAGGUCCCUCACAGGUAGUAAUGGAUAACAUUUGCCCCUCCUUAACCAAUGAGAUGAAAGGCUAAAGCCAAAAGUGACUUGGUCACGUGAUGCGAUAGAGUUCGUCGAAGGGCAUGUGGAAAUGCUCUUCGAUCGCAAAAAGUUGAAAUAAUAACAAGAAGACUGAUAAUAAUAAUUAUAAGAUAAUGUUGGUAAUAGUAUUAAUAAUACUAAUGACAAAAAAAUGAAAAUUAUGAUGAUAAUAGCAAGACAUUUUUUGUUUAGUUUUCAAACUAUUUACGUAAUAAAUAUUAACGAUUGCGUUUUUAUGCUGUGUCCAGUCCCAAAAAAAGAUACGUUUUAAAAUGUGUUUAGCCGGGUUUGUGUAAGGACGUUGCCCUAUUGAGAAAGUAAAGUUAUGUGAAUAGUUAUUAAAGCGAUCACGGUUUUUUGAUAAAUAUUUCUGUCAUUUCUAGAAAUGUCCUUCAUCCAGGACUGAAUCGAGACUACUCCAUCCUAGACUUAGCAGACAGUAUUAAAAGCCUGAACAACAAUGGCACAUUCCAGUACAUGUUGGAUGCUCAUUCUAGACGCCACUGGGGAGGGAUUUUUGAAGCUCCUACAUCUUACAGGUAGGAAAACAGGAAAGAGAAUGAUGAUUCUUAUUCUAAGACAAAAGUCAUAACUUUAUUCCAUCCGCAGUUUACAAGAUCAGUGGUUACAGUAAACUAGCUAAUAACUGAAUGUAGCAAGAAACGAGGUGCGCGUUUUGUAGAUGCAUAAUUUGAAUAAGGCUUUCUUUUCUCCCGAUAAAAUGAGGGUACGUCUUGAAAAAUGGAUGUUUUAAAAUCGUUCUUUCCAUUAUUCGAAAUAACUCAUUUGUUGAUAGCUUUACUCUACCAUUGGUGGUGACUGUAAAACUUUAGUCAAAUAAUUUAAAAUUCACAUUACUUCACAUCCAGGAUGACCCAACGUAUUCUACAGCAAGUUUACAUAUGAUAGUCAUGAUUGUUAAGCUCUGUCACUCGCGACGGCUGCAGCAACAUUCUGCUUGAAAAAAAGGUGCUGCAUUAAACAAAAUAAUGUGUAGUGUACAAUAUACGAGUACUGUAGGCGGUAUACAUCUGGUUAUUGUGGCUUAUGAUAGCGUCGUUGGACAGCCUUCAGGCGGAGUUACAAAGUGAAAUCAACUGAUUCAUUUGUUCGGUUAUUCAUUAAUCUGUUACGUGAUUCGUAAAGAGCCUUUAAUGGUUUAAUUAAUUGAUCUCUAAACUCACUUACUCGACCACUCACUCAUGUGCCCGUAAGUACGCGAACGCUUGAACGCACGCAUACACCCACCCACCCGCUCGCUCGCUCAUUCACUCACACGCUGACUAGUUCGAUUCUUCUGUGCUUAUUGAAGCUUCAUGGCAUCGGAUAAUUCGCAAACCAACGUCGAAUUAACGACGAAAUUUGACGAUUGGAAGUUUUCCUGGUGGAAGUCGUUAAACAAGAGAAUGCCGUGGUUUGACGCCAAAGGAACUGAGAAAAAGGCUCUGCUGACCACAUCCAGCAGCACGACCUACUACCCGUCGGGUUCGAUCAUUUGGGGCGGCUCGGACCGGUAUCCGUCCGAUUGGAUUGGGUAUGGGGGAAUGCAAAAUCCAGGAGUGAUCUGGUACUGGUUAAAUGAGGAUGAUUGUGACGAGGAGAGAAAACCAGGUAUUGACGUAAACGCAGGGAAUUACCCUAAAUUUAAGUACAGCAAACUGGGCCAGUUCGGUAUGAACAAUCACUACUCCACACUGUUUCUACAUUUUACAAUUUUGUUUUGCUUAUGUGGUUCUGCUUGGGUUCUUAGAUCUCCCCUUUUGUGACCGGCUCACCAGCUGGCCCGAAUAGCGAGGCGAAUUUUUUCUUCUGUUGUUAUAGGAAAUGUCAGUUAGGUGUAGCAAGAGGCAAUUUUACCCCAGUCACAGGUCGUAUGAGGAAUUUCAGCCCGCAAUCGAUAGCCAAGAUUAACAAGGCGAGACCCUCUAUAGCAAGCGGGGUUAAGUAUUUCCUAAUAGUGACAAUGUAAGCCCGUUUACAGAGACCUUGGAAUCAAAAACCGAGAUCAAGACAUCCGGGCUUUGCUUGCUCUCAUAAAAAACACUAAGCAAAUUUUUGAACGGAAACAAUGUUGAAUCUAGAUCUUAAACACCGAGCCCACGACUUGCAGGCGAGAAAUUUUCCAUACAAACACUUUAGCCUGAUUAACGAGAUAAGUGAAGAGGAUUGCGCCUAGCUAGUCUUUAGGUAUUGGUAAGCCUUUUUUAUCUUUUUAGAAUCAUGCGCUAAUUACAAAUGCAAUAAUAAUCUUCGUGAAAUAAGUUUUUGGAUUUCUUAAGAUCUUCAUUUUUGUUUGAAAAUUAUUUCUUCUAUCCCAUUGUAUUUGUUGAACAUUUGUUUUGGCAUUCAGUGGAUGGCGGACUAACCGAGUGGGGUGAAUGGGGAAACUGUGACAAAUUGUGCGAGCCUAGUAAGCAGCGAAGGUACAAAACAUGCACAAACCCCAAACGACGUUGUGGUGGAAAACUGUGUGAUCCAAGCAUUCAGAAAAUGCAUGAAAGAGACUGCAUGUCUUGCCCUGGUAAGUGAUUAUACCUGAUUAUACCUGAUAGCGUAUUGACCAAGCUAGGUACAUUGAAGUGACUGUUUGAUGUGCUUCUUUAGAGAGCGGAAUACGAAGUUACGGUGACUUCUGUGUGACCUCAAGUAAAGGAGGUUGUUCCCCUCCUGACGGCAGUUAUCUCAUCUUUACCAAAAAGGAAGGCACGGUUUGUAAUGCAACCGAUCAGAUUUUUGUUCUCGACCAGGAUGGAGUUAUUUAUCAUAAGUGCAGCAAGAAGGUAGUUUGUCCACAAGGUAACAGUUUUGUUUUUUUUACUUUCUACACUGCAUUUUGUUGUUUUUGGUAACAUUUAUGAACGGUAUCUGAAUUCUUAUUGACUAUAUUCGUUGUUUUUUUUUCUGUUUUUUAAGGGCUACGAUUAACAGCAAAAUUUUAGCAGUGAUACCCUAACAUUUUCUCAGUUGAUAAUAUACAUGGAAAAAUUUAUCAGUUCUGAUUGGUUAAGAUAAAUGCAGUUUUCAGGUAAUUCAGUGCAGUAGAGUGUUAAUUCAGUGCAGAAGAGGGUUAAUUCAGUGCAAAGAAAUUAACAAAUCAGACAUUCUGAUUGGUCAAUAAUCAAAGAAACUCACAGAUAGGCAAUCAAAUGCAAGCCUUGGAUGUCGCAACAAAAUUUGAAAAUGUGAAAAUUUGCGAGCGAAACAAUGACCGGCGUUUUAAGUAGGUUUUCUUUCGCCACCGCCACUGAGAAACAGCUCAAACAACGAAAAUACUGUAAAAAGCACUGCUUCUUAGUUUUCGGUUUGGAAAAAGUGGUGUUUAGGGAAUGGAAUUGCUAAGGAAAUCGAAAAUUACGAGCCGACCUAGCUUAACAUUUUGCUCGAGCGAUCCAACACCGAAAUUAGAAACAAACAUGGUUAAACCUCGGAAACGACGAUUCCAUUUCAUCGAAAGUGAUUCGGACACAGACUGAAAAAUUCCUUGAACGGUUUAGCUGGACUUUGAACUCUUUUGCGCCUUAAAGAUGUGAAGAUAUCAUUGCAUAUUAUUCUUUUGAUCGUACGUUGUUGUUUGGACCGAACGUACGGUUUGAAUAAAUUAUUUUUGCACUUGAUGCGCGCCCUUUGCUUAUGCUUAAUUUUGAUAAGCCAUCUCGAAUUUUUCCAUGUAUAUUAUUAACACGUAAUCACAUGAUUUUUCUCGUGCAAUUUGGAACAAACAAGCACUUGUUAAUUUUUUCAAAGACCACAAAUUGCACUCGCCCCACGGGCUCGUCUUUAUUCCAAAUUGCACUCGAAAUCAUGUGAUUACCUAUAUUAACACCAACAUUCCGAAGGUGUUAUUCCCCUUUCCAGGCUUGACCAUUAAAAUUCUCCCUUUUCAGGAAUAGAUCACUUUGCUCGUGUACCAACAUCUCUCGGGAAUGAGAUAUUAAAAUUUCCAGUGAAAAAAUUCUUUUGUCGAAGAUCGUUUGUCUCGAUGGAAACUUCUUGAAAAAUUUGAACCCAGAUUCGUAAGUUCGUCACACACAAUCCAUUUUUUGAGACUUGAACUUUGUUUGUCGGUUUUUUCCCUCUUAUUUUUGGCAGACAAUAACCCUACCAAUUGGAAGAAACUUAUGUUAAAGGAUAAAUGCGAUCUGAGCAUUUCAAGGCAUGUCAGGUAUGUUGUAGAUGCAAAGGCUGUUACCUAAUGACAUAAUUUUUGCCUCAUAUUUAUUCUAGUUCAUACAUUUCCCUUCGUGAUAACUCAUAUGGAAACUUUUACCUCAUAUUUAAAGCUAAUUCAUACUAUCCCUCUCGUGAUAAUUCACAUGACAAAUUUUGCCUCAUAUUUUAACCUAAUUCAUGCUAUUCCUCUCGUGGUAAUUCAUAGAGACAAUUUCUGCCUCAUAUUUUAACAAAAUUCAUAUUAUUCCAAUCGUGCUAAUUCUUUCUCUUCCAAUUACACUAUUUAUCAACGCCUCGAGUUAUCUGCUUUCCAAUAUAUAUCAGGAAGUUGCACGUUUCUCUUUAAAAACCUAAAUAGCAUUCCAAGCAUUUUCAUACCGACAACACCAAAUUCUUUACGGGUCUUUUCCUACACAAGGCAAACCACCUUUAUGUUCAUGACAUACAUAUCUCGGAAAAAUGAAGUGACGAAAUCGUCAAAUCGGUUUUAUUUAUUGAUAUUCCAGUUAAAGUAUAUCUCUUUUCGUGGAGAAUAAUGGUUUACUCAUGCAUAGUUUUUUGGUCACUUUAGGUUGCCGACACACAAUAACCUGAAGAAUUUGAAGAACGAUUUCUGUGUUCAUCCAAACGGUGGAUGGCCUGGGGAGGGAGUGCACUUGUUGUACUGGCCAGGGUGUGGCGAAGAAAGAUUGAAGCUCAACUUCUUUGAACUUGGUAAGACAAAUUUCAGUGACCCCUGA
Molecule: messenger RNA, 31491 nt
Organism: Pocillopora meandrina
Lineage: Eukaryota; Metazoa; Cnidaria; Anthozoa; Scleractinia; Pocilloporidae
Source: the annotation of a GenBank genome assembly